AUGACGUGCACUCAAGAUAUCUCAUCGCAAAAGGCUUGGGCAGCACGUGCCUUCGAUAUCGAAGUGGAUGGGAAGGCAGUCUCAGUCAGCUCAAAUUUGUACGCGGCUCUAUUAGGGCUUCGUAGUCACUUGACGCACCAAAAAGAUCCCAGGUUCCCAGAUGCACCUCAAAGCUCAGGGCUCUUCUGGAUCGAUGCCUUGUGUAUCAAUCAAAACGACCUAGAAGAGAAAAGCAUUCAAGUCAUGAUGAUGAGUCGUAUCUACCAUCAAGCCCGCCUCGUAUUUGCAUGGCUUGGUGGUGGUGACCAAUUAUCUGCUCAGGCAUUCCAUGAUCUAGCCACCAUUGCACAGCUUUGUCAAGGAAAGAAACGAGAUCCAAAAGAGUUGAGGAGUUUUGACAUCUCAUCUGAUGAAACAUAUCAGAAGCUAGGGAUAUCAAAACUGGAUUAUACGUCCUGGAUCGGCGUAUUUCUCUUCCUCAAUCGUGCUUGGUUCAAGAGGGCUUGGAUAGUUCAGGAGAUCGCACUUGCUCGGGAGCCGUGGUUCAUGUGUGGCAGACAGCUUGGGAGUGUUGAAGUUAUCCUUGGGUCGUUUGAGAUCUUGCAACAAUCGAGGUGGCUUCAUCAGCUGAGGAAGAUGGCAGAGCCACUUAUACAAAAUUUCCGGACGGAGGCUGACUUCAGCUCGGGUUUAACUUCAGCUAAGAGUUCCGUCAAGUUUUAUCGACCGAAGAAGACACACGUGCUGGACAGCACCCUCGGGUCCAUUAUCCGAGAGGUCAGAAUUUCCAUAGGGACAUUCGAUGGCUGGACCAAAGACGGAUCAACUCUGAAGCGGCCAAGUCUGUUGCAGCUUUUGGAGUGGUAUCGAUACACUGAGUCUGGUGACGCUCGUGAUAAAGUCUACGCUUUUGUGGGUCUUUCGUGGGAACAAGAGACACGUCCUCUGAUGGUGAAUUACCACUUAGGUGUUCGAGAAGUCUUCGUAGACGUGACGCGAUAUCUUCUCGGGCAUUUGCAGAGUUUGAAGAUAUUCUCGGUGAAGAAAUACCCUAUCGACGCGGAACCGACACUCGAUCUACCGUCUUGGGUGCCAGAUUUUACUGUUCAAAAUUCAGUAAGGUUGAUCAACGAACACAAAACCUUUGCUGCCUCCAAGGGGCUUAGGUGGCUUAAUCCAGUAUAUCUGCCUGGUAGUAAGCUUCAGUUGAGAGGUUUCAAGCUCGAGAAAAUCUCAAGUAUUGGUGUUGCGUUCAAGUGGGCAGCGAUAUCAGAGUUGUCUCUGCUUCUGCAGAAGGUAAACCCGCCGAAAGGGCAGACACGAUUCGAGACCCUCUGGAGGACAAUACUCUUGGACAUAUUCGAAGAAACCACACCUGCGUCCAUGGCAUGUGGCAGCUCGUUCUUGGAGCUGCUUGAGAGAACUGUGCUCUACCGGCAGGUGUUCGCUGCAUUUAGCUUACGAUACGCUGACUAUAUGACUGGGUUUCGGGACAAAGCUCAGGCUUCAUUAGACGCUGCACCAGAAGACUUCCGUGGCCUCAUGGACUUUGAGCAAGCCAAGCUGCUGUUGGGAGCCACGUAUACCGCCUUUCAACGCAUCACUGGGCGGUGCAAAGAGACGGAUGGCAUUGUCUUCCCUCCCGAAUUCGUCGACUUCGAGUAUCGGAGAGCUGAGAGCGGAGACAAGACGGAGGAUCGCUUGGUCAUCGAGGAGUUCCAUGACGAGCUGACGAAGAGGAUGAAUCAAGCCAAAAUUAAAACCAAGGAUGAUGUUGAUUUUCAGAUUUCAGCGACAGCUACGGGAAGGCUACUAUUUGUAACAGGAAGUGGUGAUUUGGGAAUGGGUCCUCCAGUCUUAGAAGUAGGAGAUGAGGUGUGGAUUCUGACUGGUGCUGACGUUCCUUUGAUCUUGCGUCCGUCCGCAUCGUCGGGUGAGUACAGAUUGGUUGGCGAGGCGUAUGUUCACGGUAUCAUGCAGGGCGAGGCACUUGCAGAUGUGCAGGAAAAUGAUUUAAGAGAAGUCAUUCUAGUAUGA
Molecule: messenger RNA, 2037 nt
Organism: Alternaria postmessia
Lineage: Eukaryota; Fungi; Ascomycota; Dothideomycetes; Pleosporales; Pleosporaceae
Exons: 2
Coding region: 1-2037 (678 amino acids)
Source: RefSeq, a predicted model, not a curated record